Molecule: messenger RNA, 8146 nt
Organism: Homo sapiens (human)
Lineage: Eukaryota; Metazoa; Chordata; Mammalia; Primates; Hominidae
Gene: LMBR1
Product: limb development membrane protein 1
Exons: 19
Coding region: 843-1859 (338 amino acids)
Cellular component (GO): membrane
Source: RefSeq, marked reviewed
AGUCAGAGCUGCUCGUCUGAGGCUGCUGAGGCGACGGCCGGUGUCGUGGUCGCGGUACCUGUUCCAACACGGCUCGCGGGCCCGUGCCGGCUCCGGUCCCCGGCGCGGCUGUCCGAGCCCCUGCGGCGGGCGGACGAUGGUGUGGCGGAGCACGCGGACGCGGGCGGCGCGGCGGCGGGCAUGAAGGAGGAUGGAAGGGCAGGACGAGGUGUCGGCGCGGGAGCAGCACUUCCACAGCCAAGUGCGGGAGUCCACGAUAUGUUUCCUUCUUUUUGCCAUUCUCUACGUUGUUUCCUACUUCAUCAUCACAAGAUACAAGAGAAAAUCAGGAUCUCCUUCUGUCCCCUAGGCCGGAGAGCAGUGGGGCAAUCAUGGCUGACUGUAGCCUCGACCUCCUGGGCUCAAGUGAUUCUCCAACCUCAGCCUCCUGAGUAUCCUGCACUACAGAUGAACAAGAAGAUGAAGAUGCCAUCGUCAACAGGAUUUCGUUGUUUUUGAGCACGUUCACUCUCGCAGUGUCAGCUGGGGCUGUUUUGCUUUUACCCUUCUCAAUCAUCAGCAAUGAAAUCCUGCUUUCUUUUCCUCAGAACUACUAUAUUCAGUGGCUAAAUGGCUCCCUGAUUCAUGGUUUGUGGAAUCUUGCUUCCCUUUUUUCCAACCUUUGUUUAUUUGUAUUGAUGCCCUUUGCCUUUUUCUUUCUGGAAUCAGAAGGCUUUGCUGGCCUGAAAAAGGAGGGCAAGAUGUCCAGGCAAAACCUUGUUUAAAUGUUCAUCACCAUAGAAACAUGACAGCUUCUCCAUAGAGCUUUUGGAAUCCGAGCCCGCAUUUUAGAGACUUUGGUCAUGCUUCUUCUUCUUGCGUUACUCAUUCUUGGGAUAGUGUGGGUAGCUUCAGCACUCAUUGACAACGAUGCCGCAAGCAUGGAAUCUUUAUAUGAUCUCUGGGAGUUCUAUCUACCCUAUUUAUAUUCCUGUAUAUCAUUGAUGGGAUGUUUGUUACUUCUCUUGUGUACACCAGUUGGCCUUUCUCGUAUGUUCACAGUGAUGGGUCAGUUGCUAGUGAAGCCAACAAUUCUUGAAGACCUGGAUGAACAAAUUUAUAUCAUUACCUUAGAGGAAGAAGCACUCCAGAGACGACUAAAUGGGCUGUCUUCAUCGGUGGAAUACAACAUAAUGGAGUUGGAACAAGAACUUGAAAAUGUAAAGACUCUUAAGACAAAAUUAGAGAGGCGAAAAAAGGCUUCAGCAUGGGAAAGAAAUUUGGUGUAUCCCGCUGUUAUGGUUCUCCUUCUUAUUGAGACAUCCAUCUCGGUCCUCUUGGUGGCUUGUAAUAUUCUUUGCCUAUUGGUUGAUGAAACAGCAAUGCCAAAAGGAACAAGGGGGCCUGGAAUAGGAAAUGCCUCUCUUUCUACGUUUGGUUUUGUGGGAGCUGCGCUUGAAAUCAUUUUGAUUUUCUAUCUUAUGGUGUCCUCUGUUGUCGGCUUCUAUAGCCUUCGAUUUUUUGGAAACUUUACUCCCAAGAAAGAUGACACAACUAUGACAAAGAUCAUUGGAAAUUGUGUGUCCAUCUUGGUUUUGAGCUCUGCUCUGCCUGUGAUGUCGAGAACACUGGGAAUCACUAGAUUUGAUCUACUUGGCGACUUUGGAAGGUUUAAUUGGCUGGGAAAUUUCUAUAUUGUAUUAUCCUACAAUUUGCUUUUUGCUAUUGUGACAACAUUGUGUCUGGUCCGAAAAUUCACCUCUGCAGUUCGAGAAGAACUUUUCAAGGCCCUAGGGCUUCAUAAACUUCACUUACCAAAUACUUCAAGGGAUUCAGAAACAGCCAAGCCUUCUGUAAAUGGGCAUCAGAAAGCACUGUGAGACGCACAGACGGCGUCUUCUGCCACCAAGAGACCCGAGAACUCCAGAUUCACGACAUUCCUGUCCCAUGUAGAAGCAUUUCCAUUCAACCGUGGCCCCUCUUCAGAACCUAGACCUAUCAGUGCCAUUUUUUUUUCAUAAUCUACGAAGAACUUGGCUAUGGCUGAUCUUUUUUAAAUUUAACUUUCUGAUGGACCCUGUAGUUUCCAGUUAAGUGCAGAUUCCUUACAGACAUAUAGAACAGCGCAUUCUUCUGUAGACAUUUGCUCAUGUUGGUAAAUACAAUCACCCAUAUGAAAAAAUUGUUUUCACCUGAUAUGAAAAUGUUAGAAAAGGCAAACUCCGGGACUUCUAAAGAUUUACUUAAAUCCCAUUAUGUACUUUAUUCAGAAUGUAGAAGCUGACUUGAAAGGCAUCCUUGGUACUAAGUGAAGCUUAUUCAGAAAAUGCAUUUUUCAAAUGCAAUGGCAACUGCUUGUAGAUAUCAUUUUUGCAGUGUAUGUUGGAGCUGUAAUGGUUGCAAUUAUGUUUCUUAUUUCCUUAAAAGCAAAAAGCGUAGUUUCUGAUUUAUGUUAUAGAAUGAUACUGAUUAGACUUUGAGCCAAGGGGAAAAUACUAAAUUCUUUUAAACCUGGAGCCUUAGAGAGCCACAGGAAUAUCUUCUGUUGUACAGUCUAAUAAGCUGUGGUAGGAAGUAUCAUGUAAUCACAGUUUAAUGACAGUUUAUGUAUAUAUAUAAUUCAGUAUUCCCUCUGAUAACAUAGUUGCCAGUGUUUAAUACACUUGUAACUUGGAUUUUUACCUUAUAGGCUAUAUGUAUACUCAGUUUUUUAAAGCAUUUUUUUCAGAGAUCACUUAAUUCCCCAUGCUUCUGCAAUGCAUAUAAAAACUAUAAAUGCCGAGUGGUAGAAACUCCUCUUUCUUCAUAGUCCUCAGGCUUUGGUUACAUUUGCAUAUGCCAUUUGAAGCCUCCAGCUUUUACCAGUUUAACAUCCAAAGUUCACAGCAUCAGCAUUCAUGGUGUAAGAACAGUUUUGCAGUAUAACACGAUCUGAUAAUCAUUCAGUUAUUAAAUUGUAAAUAAUUAUUGGGAUGGUUUCUUGGCUUUAAGUCCACUGAAUAAAAACUAUGAAAUUGCACUCUGUGUCAACCAUCCACUAGGAUAGAAUACCGAAAUCUGUGCAUGCAAAAAUAGGAGAUGGGCCCAUUUGCACACAAUUCGUAGUUAUGCAGUCUGCUAUAUAAAUAUGUUCACAUGCACUGUGUGUAUGAAAAUAGAUGGUCUGUGUUCAGACAAAAGUAAAACAUUUUUUUCAAAUUGUUACAUUUAAAGGUUUUCUGGGAGAAAUUUAUGAAACGCAGGCUGUGUCUAUUUGACAUCAGAAAUUUCCACUUUAAACCAAAAUAAUAAGAAACUUUAAUCUGUAUAUUUACAACCUUUGUUGAGUACACUUCCCCCUUAUUUAUACGUCUGCAUUUCCUUCCGAGCUUCACAUCUUUCUAAAAUGCAGCUUGGUUUUAAAAUAAAAGAACAUUCAUUUUGUGAUUCUAAACAAGCUUCAGUAAAUACCACCAGUAUAGUACUGGUGAAUUUCUCAGCAUAAAAUCGACAUACCUAAAAAGUUAAUAAAAUUCAGCUCUUUUCCAAUUUCAUUGUUAUGCCUAUUGAAGUAUUAAUUGCCAGGUUUGAUUUUUAGUGAAGCUUGGAGUCCAUACUUUGAGCAGACCAAGUGAAGGGAAGAACAGAAAGAAACUCAGGAGUAGAGUAAUAUCACUUCUCACUUACACCACUUUCAGGCACAUCCAAAGAGUUCCUAGAUACUUGGAAAAUGUCUGAAAAUUUUUAAGUAAAAUACUAAACUUUUCAGUGUUUAGCUCAACUUUUUGUUCAUUUGGAAGUUUCUCUCCAUCCGAGGACUUAAGCCAGUUUUGGAUUUGUAAGCCCUGAGUACAAUACACUUCCUGGAGGCAUCCUCACUGCUGUUGAAGCAAAGGAUAUGCAUGGGGUGGAAGGACGGCUUCGAACCUGGGACUCAUAUGCCUUGAGAACAAAUAGAUUGUUACAGCCUUGGGCUGCUGCGUAAUCACGGUUCCUCGAGGCUCUUCCUGAGCACAUGCCCAAGCAUCUGCCUCUGGAGAGACUGACUCCAAAUGCAGGUGCUUCCAUUGGAGCUAGGUCGGAGGCUGCUUUAUAUGACGAACUCCAGAAAUGGAUGCCAGAAUACGGAGGCCAAACGUUCUGAGUCCUGGUAAGGACAGUCGCUCUGGGGGUCCUCAUUUUACUGCAGUUCCUGCACGCCAGUGAAAGAGAGGAGAUAGACCCUGGAAGGCAGAGCUGCAGAUGCUCAUCAUCAGGUCAAUUCUGGAGCUACAGUUUUGUUUCUGACUGGAUAGGGAUGCACCAGUGACUGUCACAUCAAGCAGUCCUUUUAUUCUCUCUCCUUUAGUAUCGAUUUUAAAGGGCAUUAGGCACUAUGGUUCCAGAGUUUCUUGGGGAAAACUUGCAGAUUCUUAUUAAUUGGUUCUGCAAUACUUAAAUAAAUUAUUUUACAAUUAUAAGUUUUCAGAUUAUAACAUUUGUAUUAAUUUUUACUGAUUUUCCAAGAUACUUCUUAGAUUUACUAUUUACGUAGCUUUAUGUACAUUCUCUGUAAAAAUAGACCUCUAAAUAUGAGGCUUUACAUGAAAUUUGUACACACAUACACACUAAUGUUAGCUCCUUAAAUUGCUGCACUAAGGUGCUGGUUAGUAGAGAUGGACGGAGCCUCUCGCGUUUUGCUCUCAGAUGUGUUAAAGGCGCACGUGUACCUGCUCUCAGCGGCAGUGCGGCCUCCCCAUCUGCUGGGUGCCCAUGGCCCUCCCUGCAGCCUCAGUGAUGACCUCGUCUGCCAGGGACACAGGUUUUCAUCAUUUACAGGCUCUUAUGUGCUAGUUUUGUUGGUAGCACGUUAUUUAAUGCAUAAAGGCAGAAUUCUUACAAGUUUUUUUUUUUAAUGUGAACAUAGAUGCAGCACCGACUUUUUAAACUUGAAAAAACUGGUAUAAUGUUAACUUUUAAAAAUAACAUUUGGACACACUAGUAAUUGAUUUUUGUUUACAGAUUGUUUUGUUUACAAAUUGUUAGUCUUUGUUUCUAUGAGAUACUUUUAGUGUGACUUUUUAAAUGUCUUAGAAAUUAAAAGUUGUACAAAAAGUGAUUUCAUAUUUGGUUUAUAAGCAUUUAUAUGUGGGGUUUAUUUGUUCUUUUGUUUUUUCCAUCUUAAAUAUUAUCAUGGCUAAAACUUAAGGGUAUUUAUAGUUUAAUUCCAUUUCAGUUUUAUAGAGGGCAGUAAUUAUUCUGAUGAAUGUUGAAUUAAGAAAUGGAUAUUUUCUUUCUCUGUUGUGCAGUUAUUGGUAGAUCAAUUUCUUAUAACCCACAAUGUAGCAUCAAUAAUUGAUAGCAUGUAUUUUAUUUAAUUACUUGAAUUAUUUAGACUUGAUUUCUCUAAUUUUUUCCAUAAAAGGACUGAACAGCACCUACUUGUGGUCUGGACAGCUUAACCCAGAGUUCCUGGAAGAAUAAAUGCUGUUAGCAUCUGGUUAAUUUACUGGCAGACAGAAGCCUACUUACAGUGGCUUUCAACUUUUUGACCACAGUAAGAAAUAACCCAUUACACACACACACACACACACACUCUCUCUCUCUCUCUCUCUCUCUCUCUGUCUCUCAGAUACGUAUAAGCAAAAAUUUAACAAGACAGUACUUGUUUUUCCUAAGUGUGCAUGCUGGCAUCUUCUGUUUUAUUAUUUUUAAAAAUACUAGACACAGACACUAAGUUACUUUGUGGCCUCCUAAUAGAUGGCAGACUUCAGUUUGAAAAGCAUCCCUUUGGAAUGUGGUUUAAAAGAAGAAAUAAUACAAAGACCUUUUUGGAGUUUUUUUUUUUUUUGGUUUUUGAAUAUUGUUUAGGUAAAAAUUAUUGCUGCAAACACAACUGAAGCAAAAGUACUGUGUACGCAAAUUACUUGUUGCACUGUAGAAAAUGUAAUAUCAGGAGAAGUUCCUAAAACUCACAAAUAUAUACAAAAUUUCAAAACUUGGUGAUUGAUCCAUAUGUCUUGAAGGAAUAUUAGGCAAUAAACUUACCUUUUCAAGAGAAGUUAUUUAACUUCCAAUUCUGUGUUCUUUAAUUAGGAAAAAAUUUUUUCAAGGUUAACUAUAAUCAAAUAGGAACUUCACACAAAACCUCAUUAUUCUUGGAUAUGGAUUUGGUGUUCUGCUGUUACUUCUAAAGGUGGUACAGAAGUCAAGUUUAUGAGCCUGGAUUAUGAACAGCAGGGCGGCCCUGAUGUGAGUGGUUGUGGAGGACUAGAGUGAUGUAGAAGAAUCUGUUGUGUCUGAGUGUGAGGAGGUGGAGAGUCACGUGUGGGCUAUGGGUCUGAGAACUGAAGUUUUAACAGUUACUAAAACUGUUUUGUGGCUGUUGUAAUGUCUUCUCCUUUCCUUUCCUUUGAAAAGCUGUUACUGAAUGAACGAUGCCGCUUACAAACACUGACACUUCAGAACCAAGCAUAUUUGAUACUGCUGUAGCUAUUUAUAUUGAUUCUGCAACUUCUCUUUAACAGCAUCUUGAAGUCAUCCACAGUUGUUCUAUAUGGACUCCACAGUAGAGUCAGAGAACUAAGUGACAAGUGGAGCAUCGUCCUCCUCCUGCUCACUUCCUCCUCGCCACCUCUCUGGCCUGGCUAUCCUUCAGUCUGAAGAGUGAUUCACUUUUUCUUUUCUUUUUAGUCUUUACUGUGGAAUCUCAUCAAAGACUUGGAAGCAGGGGUGGUGAGAGGGGCCUGGGGCGUGGUGUGGAGGGUCGAGUUCUUUGUCGUCCCACAGUCACCCCCAGGACCACCUUGCGAAGCCGAAAAUACACAUCUGCAUUUUACCGACAAGGAACGCCACUGAGAAAGCUGCAGACAUUUGCCUGGGGUCACGCUUACAGUGGGCAGAUGAACUGGAUGUAAAUACAGGCCAGUACAACCGCAGUCUCAUUUUUUCUUUGUUUUAGGUUUUCAGUUUCUUGUUCAUUCAUGUACCUUACAGUUCUAUUAUCUGGUUGAUAAAGAUUCAUGACAGGUAUCCUCAUUCUAGAUUAUAACCUUUAUUCUUAUCAAAUGCCUCCAGUCCCACAAUUCGCUAAGAAUUCUCUUUCUGGACUUGAUAGUGAUUUAAUGAUUCCCCCCGCCCAUGGAAUGGUAGGCUCCUAAUUAAGUGGAUUUAAAGGCAAAAAGGGAUGUGUGAGAAGGCACAAGAAGUGGCUUCAUCUUGCAAGGUGACUGUCAGACAAGUGGGUUCCAACCUGUUAAAAUAAGGGAGGAAUGGCCACAUCCCGUAGGGACUGCUGUAGCUGACCAGGAAGACACAAUGAGGGCAGCAGACAGGGCUCUCCCUGUCCGCUGAGUCCUCCCAUGAACUCAUGUUUCCAAAGGCCCCACUCUUUCUUGGUCAGUGUCCCAGUUUUUAUAGAAGAGACCUGAUGAGGCUGUGGAGUAAUUGUAUAAAAGCUUGCACUGUUUUCCUGACUUGACCUGACAAUGUGGCGUUAUCUUCAAAUUGUCCAGAGAAGUAGCUACUUCAUUCAGGUCCUUUUUAGCGUUCUGUGGUUGCAACUUGGUCUCGCAAGCUUUCGAUGGGCGCGCCAUUCCAUGGCCACUUUUCAGUAAGAAAAUUGCCUGAUUUUCUGUUAACUGUCACAGGCUGCCCUGGACCAUUCCUCAGAACUCAUGGGAUUUUCGCGACCCUCAUCCUCAGUGAAGUUAGAUGACCAUUCCUGCCUUUCAUCCCACCGAUUUUCCUAAGUAUCUGUUGCCUGCAACUAACACUAGUUCCUGUGUCAGUAAAGUACUGCACUUGGUUGCAAAGAAUAGAGAUGGACUCUGCCAACAUAGGCACGGAAGGUUUACGGGGUGGAUGGCAUGGCUCACAGAUGUGAUGAGAAAGCCCCGGAAGAAGUGUUGGGCACAGCCUUAGGCACAACCUUUCCUGGGCUCUUCCCAUCACUGAAUGAUCCAUGUAUCUCCGGGACUCUCCUUCUAGAUCCAAAGUUUAGGGCGGCGGAAUCGGACUGCUCUGGCCUUUGACACGUGCCUGUGCUUUGCCUGUCAACGCUAUGGGGAGAGAGAUGUCAGCUUACAGAAAAUUGAGGUUCUGUGAUUCAGUUUCCCUCUGCUCUCUUAGAAUAAAAGUGCUUACUCAUUGUUUAAAGCAUUCUCCAAAUUAGUCUGCAAAUUUUUUGAUAGUAUACAUCCUUAAAAAA